AUGGACCCCAACCGGAUCAUCCAGGCGCUGAAAGGCACCAUCGAUCCCAAGCUGCGCAUCGCAGCCGAGAAUGAGCUCAACCAGUCCUACAAGAUUAUCAAUUUUGCUCCCAGCCUGCUUCAGAUCAUAGUCUCAGACCAAGUCGAAUUCCCGGUACGGCAAGCGGCUGCCAUUUACCUGAAGAACAUGGUGACGCAGUACUGGCCAGAUCGGGAACCUCCGCCUGGAGAAGCGAUAUUUCCAUUCAACAUUCACGAAAACGAUCGCCAGCAGAUUCGAGAUAACAUUGUGGAAGGAAUAAUUCGGUCUCCAGACUUAGUGAGAGUCCAGCUAACCAUGUGUCUCCGGGCCAUCAUCAAGCACGACUUUCCUGGUCACUGGACAGCUGUCGUAGACAAGAUCGGCUACUACUUGCAGUCUCAGAGCAGCGGCAGCUGGCUGGGCAGCUUGCUGUGUCUGUACCAGCUCGUGAAGACCUACGAAUACAAGAAGUCGGAGGAGAGAGAGCCUCUGAUCGCGGCCAUGCAUGUCUUCCUGCCGCGGAUCCAGCAGCAGAUCAUCCAGCUCCUUCCCGAUCCCUCCCAUUACUCGGUGCUGCUUCAGAAGCAGAUCCUCAAGAUUUUCUAUGCUCUCGUGCAGUACGCGUUACCGCUGCAGCUGGUGAACAACCAGACGAUGAUGCAUUGGAUGGAGAUCUUCCGCACCAUCAUUGACAGGAUGGUGCCCCCCGAGACUUUACAAAUUGAUGAAGACGAUAGACCCGAGCUGGUGUGGUGGAAGUGUAAGAAGUGGGCCUUACAUAUUGUAGCUCGUCUUUUUGAACGAUAUGGAAGCCCAGGAAAUGUGACCAAGGAAUACUUUGAAUUUUCAGAAUUCUUUUUGAAAACUUAUGCAGUUGGAAUCCAACAGGUACUUUUAAAAAUUUUAAACCAGUAUAGACAGAAAGAAUACGUCGCUCCGCGUGUUCUUCAGCAGACGCUGAAUUAUCUUAAUCAAGGGGUCGUUCAUUCUGUAACCUGGAAGCAGAUGAAGCCACACAUACAGAACAUAUGUGAAGACGUGAUUUUCACUGUGAUGUGUUACAAAGACGAGGACGAAGAGCUGUGGCAGGAAGAUCCGUAUGAAUAUAUCCGGAUGAAGUUUGAUGUUUUUGAAGAUUACGCAUCUCCCACAACGGCAGCUCAGAACCUGCUCUAUACUGCCGCAAAGAAAAGAAAAGAGGUGUUGCCCAAAAUGAUGUCGUUUUGUUAUCAAAUCCUUACAGAACCGAACUUUGACCCCAGGAAGAAAGAUGGAGCAUUGCAUGUGAUAGGUUCCUUAGCUGAUAUUCUAUUGAAGAAGAGUAUAUUCAAGGACCAAAUGGAGUUGAUGCUGCAGAAUCAUGUAUUUCCAUUGUUUUUGUCUAACCUGGGAUACCUCAGAGCAAGAUCCUGUUGGGUUCUUCAUUCAUUCAGCACUUUGAAAUUCCAUAAUGAGCUCAACCUAAGAAAUGCAGUUGAACUAACAAAAAAGAGCCUGAUCGAAGACAAGGAAAUGCCUGUCAAAGUGGAGGCUGCAAUAGCUCUUCAGUCAUUAAUUUGUAAUCAGGAACAAGCCAAAGAGUACGUGAAGCCGCACGUGAGGCCUGUCAUGCAGGAACUCUUACACAUCGUCAGGGAGACUGAAAAUGAUGACGUCACGAACGUCAUCCAGAAGAUGAUCUGCGAGUACAGCCAGGAGGUGGCCACUUUCGCCGUGGACAUGACCCAGCACUUGGCUGAGAUCUUUGGCAAAGUCCUUCAUAGUGAUGAAUAUGAAGAAGUAGAGGACAAAACCGUUAUGGCUAUGGGAAUUUUGCACACUAUUGAUACUAUUCUGACGGUCGUGGAAGAUCAUAAAGAGAUAACUCAGCAGUUGGAGAGCAUUUGUCUUCGGAUCAUUGGCCUUGUUCUGCAAAAGCACGUGAUAGAAUUUUAUGAAGAAAUUCUUUCAUUGGCCUAUAGCUUGACCUGCCAGAUGAUUUCGCCCCAGAUGUGGCAGCUGUUGGGCAUACUGUUUGAAGUUUUUCAGCAGGAUUGCUUUGAAUACUUUGCAGACAUGAUGCCUCUCCUGCAUAACUAUGUCACUAUAGACACGGCUACUUUACUAUCCAAUCCCAAGCAUUUAGAGAUCAUUUACACAAUGUGUAGAAAGGUAUUGACUGGAGACGCAGGAGAAGACGCAGAGUGUCACGCAGCCAAACUGCUAGAAGUCAUCGUUCUUCAGUGCAGAGGAAGAGGAAUUGAUCAGUGCAUUCCACUGUUUGUGGAGGUUGUGUUGGAGAGAUUGACCAGAGGGGUUAAAACGAGCGAGCUGCGGACCAUGUGUCUCCAGGUGGCCAUCGCCGCCCUCUACUACAACCCCGACCUGCUCUUGCACACUUUGGAGCGCCUUCAUUUCCCGCAGAACCCCGGACCGAUCACCGCACAGUUCGUCAACCAGUGGAUGAACGACACCGACUGCUUCCUGGGGCAUCAUGACCGCAAGAUGUGCAUCAUCGGCCUGAGCAUCUUGCUGGACUUGCAGAGCCGGCCGCCUGCCGUCGACGCCGUGGCCGGACAGAUCGUUCCUUCGAUCCUUUUCCUUUUCUUGGGCCUCAAACACGUGUGUACCACCAGACAACUCCCCGACCCGGAAGAUCGUUCUAAGGAGGAAAAGGCGGAGGCAGAAGUCAAUGAGGAAAUUCCAAGUGAUGAGGAAGACACAAAUGAAACCAGUCAAGCGAUGCACGAGAACAACGGCGGAGGAGACGAAGACGAGGAAGAAGACGACGAUGACUGGGAUGAAGAUGUUUUGGAAGAGACGGCUCUGGAAGGGUUCAGCACUCCCCUCGAUCUUGAAGACAGUGUGGAUGAAUAUCAGUUUUUUACACAGGCGCUCCUAAAUGUGCAGCGACGGGACGCCGCCUGGUACCAUUUGUUGACGGCGUCGCUCAGUGAGGAACAGAAGAAGGCGUUACAGGAGAUUUACACGCUGGCAGAGCACCGGAGGAAUGCCACGGAGACAAAGAAGAUCGAACAACAAGGAGGCUUCCCGUUCGAUAAUAAGGGCAUCCUGCCGGCAUUUAGCUUUGGAGCUGUACCUAGCAGCAACUGAAGACAGCCAUGCCAACGACGGAAUUUCGUCAUUGCAUGUUAUUUCGCAGUGGUUAUUGACUUUGGAGGAAGAAGGGGAAGAGACGAGGGGAAUUUUCCUUUUUUAGUGGGCUGCUCUGCCGCUUUCCGUAAGCGGCACUUUGAGCUCCUUCCCCUGCUCCUUGCAUUUUAUACAGCCACAGUAAUGUAUGAAAUUUUAGGAAAGAAAAAUGUUGGACUUAAAAAACAAACCGUAUACUCCAAAGGAUGAUCGACUAAGGUGGGUUAGACUGAAUCGAAUUGCACUUCUCAGGUUUUUGCCAUGUAUAAUUGGUGGAUUUAUAUAUGGAUAAUAGUGCCUUCUGUUGUACAUGGAUUGCCUGCAAAAAAAAAAAAAAAAAAUGGAGUGCAUUGCAGUUUUCUUAGGCCUAUUACACUCUUAACACUUGGUUCUCCGUUUUCCUGUUCUGCGUUUUGCUACAUGAAUCUAUUGUUGGGUACUCAGUUCUAGUUCCCUCGGGUUUCAAAAACAGAUAUGCUGCCCUACUCAGAAAUGCCUCUGGGAAAUUUCUUCAGGAGUUGGAAAAUAUGCAUGGCACGGAUAAAAGUUUCCUUUGGGAAAAAGUUUAGGCGUUUCUUUGUGAAGAAUGGUACAGCUUUUUCUGCCCUUCCCCGCUCCCCCCGGCCCUUUUCUGCUUCAGAGAGUUAAGAGUUUUCUUUCAGGGACGGUCAGUAAGAGAAUUAUCCUGGGAGCUUCAGGAAGGAAUCGCCCUCCUCAGCAGUAAAGGAGGCCUGUGAUUUUCAUGAUGUUAAUUGGUUACUCAGUAAAAUAAAGCACCCGGAAGUCCCAGAAACGUGUGCUACGCAAGCAAGCACGCUGGCUUUCUGGAGACAAGACAUUUCUUCGAACAAGUCCGUUCCCAUUCCAGCUGCA
Molecule: messenger RNA, 4026 nt
Organism: Gracilinanus agilis (Agile Gracile Mouse Opossum)
Lineage: Eukaryota; Metazoa; Chordata; Mammalia; Didelphimorphia; Didelphidae
Gene: IPO8
Product: importin 8
Exons: 25
Coding region: 1-3114 (1037 amino acids)
Biological process (GO): protein import into nucleus
Cellular component (GO): cytosol; nuclear envelope
Molecular function (GO): small GTPase binding
Source: RefSeq, a predicted model, not a curated record